Pteronotus mesoamericanus is the source of this 531-nucleotide messenger RNA. RefSeq names its product deleted in lymphocytic leukemia 7 (gene DLEU7). The record is from RefSeq and is a predicted model, not a curated record. Lineage: Eukaryota; Metazoa; Chordata; Mammalia; Chiroptera; Mormoopidae.
AUGACCAGCCCUGUGCUUUUAGUGGCCUCCGUCAUCUGCGAAGUGUGGGCUUUGCAGAUUCUGCAGAUCCUGCAGCAAGAGUGGGGCUGGAGGGACUGUUGGGGCACCCCUGAGUCUCCUUGUGAGCAAGACUACGUGUCCACCGCCCCAGUGUAUCACUCUGGCCGGUGGUGAGUCUGUGCAGGCAUGGGGCUGGGGCAGGAGGAGGGCAGUGUGGUCAGAAGGUUCAGAAAGGCGAGCCUGGUGAGCUCCCUCGAGGUGGAGGUAGUGUGAGGCACCAAAAGGGGCAUGGGACAGCUGCCCUUUCCCCAGAGCCGGCGAACCUGCACCCCGGCCAGAAUGCCGACCCACAGUGCACUAUUCUGUGUAGUGGAUUCAACCCAAGAGCUGGUUAGCAUGGAGCAGACACUUCUGGGUACCCUGCAGCAGGAUUGGUCCUUCGCCAUCCACAUGAAGGUGAGUCUGGCCUCCAGCAUUCCUCUGGAGGACCUGUGGAUGGAGACCGGGUGGGGUCACAGGAUCCCAAGCUGA